UGAUAGGUGUUUCUCUUGCUGACCUUUAUAAUAUUAAUUAAGUUAAUUUUUCAAAAUUAAUUAUGGCUUCGAAUAACAAUUCACAAAAACCUACAACACAUAAUGGCGUUGGGCCAAAUGACAGUGCGGAGAAGACAAUAAAUUUAAAUGACUUUUUGGAUUUUUUGAAUUUGUCAUGUCAUGUCAAUGACAUGAUUUCUCAGACUCAGACAAGUCAGCAGACUACUAAUCACCACACAAAGGAGUUGCAUGCCCAUCACCAUGGAUCGUUGCACAAAAAUACAACGAAUGGGGCAGGCAACUCAAUGCCCUUGGGAACAAAGUCUAGUGGACCAGCCAAGUCCUUGGACUUUCAGCAUUUAGCGCACAAUUGUUUGGUAAAUGAUUUGUUCGGUUACAAACGUGCAUCUCCUCAGGCAGUGCAGGAAGAUUUGACAGAUAGUGGCCCCAGCACUGGUAGCAGCACUGGUCUAGGAGAUACGACGGCACGUGGUCGGCGGCUCAGUUCCAUGGCUCUUUCUAAAACGAAACAAGCUCAAACAAAUACCAAUGGUGAUGGUACUCUGCAUCCCAAGUUAAAUGAAAAGUUGGAUAACAUUUUGAAUGAGGGCAUCUUGGAUGCGGUGUUGCCUUUUAUAUGUCCCGUACCUUUGCCGGCUAACUAUAACAAUCGUUUGAAGCCCAAAGGCACCAAAGAGGUUGCGGUCAGGGUGUCUCCCUCCGCACCAGCAGUUGUAGCAAUGCAAACAUGCACCGAAUCGGAAGGCGAUGCAAGUUCCACGACAACUUCCAAGGAGACAAGUACGAGUACAAGAGCUCCCACAAAGAUAUCUUCGAUUCCCAUAAAAACUUCAAUCAAUUCACAAGGAGCUACAUCCAAAAAGGAGCCCGAGGUCGUUAUCCAUGUCUGCGAUGAGGUAAAGAAUACAUCCAAGGAUUUUAUAUGUCCUCAGAGUUUGUUAGUCAGCAAGAUGGGCUAUUUCGCCGAUGUUACUGCCGGGCAAAAGUUGGAGGACAUGGACAUAUCGGUGCAUUGUGACAUACAGAUAUUCGAUUGGCUUAUGAAGUGGGUGAAGUCCGAAGGAAACAAUAGUCUGGAUCAAGGUGAUGGCUCGCCAAACUUGAAUGUAAACAAUGUGGUGCCAAUAUUGGUAUCGGCAAGCUUUUUACAGAUGGAACCUUUGCUGUUGGACUGCCUUAGUUUCUGUCAUUCACGCUUGGGAGAAGUGGUCAAGGCGUCCACCAACCUCUCUUGUCUCAAUGAUUCUAUCAUUACCCGCAUGGCUGAUAUGUUUACCAAUGUCGAACUGGAGAUGGUUAGGGACAAAAAGGAUCGUUUGGUACCACGUUUGUGGACCAAACUUAUACAGAGUCUUUGUGAACCAGAACCGGAGGCUUUACGUGGUCACUACUACAGUUUGGCGGGAUUGUUUCGUUGCUCUAGAUGUCAGCGUUGCUUAACCAACACCAUGAAAUCCUAUGUUCAAUGUAUUCAAGGCAAUGUGCGUCUCAAUCGCUGGGGCCAACUAGUGAGUCAUCAUGUUCGAGAUCCCACAUGGGACUUGAAUUGCUACAUAGCUCAAUUAUUUAAAGAGCUGAAAUCAUGGCGUCGUGUUUAUUGGAAACUUUGGGGACAUGCCCACUAUCUCUACUGUUGUUUGUGUGAAAUGUAUUUUCCAGUGUACCAGCUUUCCUGGUGUCGUUACCAUCCUGAAACUCCAAGUUUUCUGGGGCCAGUGGCCGAUGGUCGCACUACCGGUGCAGCGGGUCGCUAUGCUUGUUGUGGGCAACAGGCAUUUCGUUUCGAGACUUUGCCAGGACCAAAUGGUUGCCAGAUUCGUGAACAUAGUGUCUUAGUGGAAACUGAUCGUGAACGUUCUAUUUUAUCUAUCGUCCAGUUGGCUACUGAGGGUCACGCUUUGGGCGAUAGUCCUCCUCUAAAAAUGCAAGAAUCUUUGACUAGUGCAGAGCAUGAACCACGAUGGAUGCUAUUGUCGCUAAUGCCACAACGUUGCCGCCAGGGCUUAUUACCAGUUUUAAAUCCUGAUGAUGCUAAUAGUCGUGUUGCACGGCGUGUUCGUCCCGCAUCAUCGAAAUUUUUUGCCGAUUCGAGUACUGAAACCGAGAGUACUGACAAUACUCUGGAAAAUCUGAGAUCAACCUCUCGUAAAUAUGGACUAGGUGACUAUGGCAGCAGUUUCUCCACAAGCAGCAGCGAUGGUUGCGAGUCCUCGGGCAGCAAGGCUAUGGCUCCCAAAAAGAAUUACAGCAAAAAACACCAUCGUAAAAGUAAACCACCCUUGAAUCCUGGUCGUUAUUGGUCUGGCGAAUUAUCGGCACGCAGCAAUCAAGAUAAUCAACGUGAAUUUGAGGAAAAAGUUAUGAAGCAAGUCGUUGCCUUGGUGCGUAAGAAAAAUGGGGCUGAUAUUAACGUUACCAAACCAAGUCGACCUUUGGGUGGAUGUUAUGUUAAGCUCGAACAGGAAUGGAAGGAACAGUUGAAGCAACGCUAUUACAAUUUAGGUCCGUCUGUUUCAAAUUCCCAAAUGAGUGGAAAUUGUGCUGGAAGCACGUCAUCGUUGUCGAUCAAAGCGUCUCGCAAAAAGGGUGAUAAUGCUAGUGGGCAAUAAGAAAAAUAACUUGGUUAGAGUAAUUAAAAAAUAAAAUAAGCAAGUGAAAUUAAAAUAUAUUAAAAUGUUGAAAUAA
This is a messenger RNA of Stomoxys calcitrans (stable fly), 2706 nucleotides long. Its product is annotated as SANT and BTB domain regulator of class switch recombination. The record is from RefSeq and is a predicted model, not a curated record. Lineage: Eukaryota; Metazoa; Arthropoda; Insecta; Diptera; Muscidae. The transcript has 8 exons. The coding region runs from base 63 to 2630 and encodes 855 amino acids.